Lecanosticta acicola is the source of this 776-nucleotide messenger RNA. NCBI's taxonomy places the organism in Eukaryota, Fungi, Ascomycota, Dothideomycetes, Mycosphaerellales, Mycosphaerellaceae. The record is from the annotation of a GenBank genome assembly.
AUGGCCACAAUGCUCGCCCUCAAGCUCCUCUUCGCCUUCCUCCUCCCUCUGGUCUCCGCCCUGAAAUUCGACAUGCAAGCCCACCCGGGCCACGAAUCGCAAUCCAAAGAACGAUGUAUAAGAAACUUCGUCGCCAAGGAUCAACUGGUCGUCGUGACAGCCACCGUGAGCGGCAAUAGAGGCGAUGGACAAAUGCUCAACAUGCACGUAAGUCAGUCACUAAUUCCAAUCGCCCUAAAACCCCCAAAACCCAAAAAUCCAAAACCUCUCCCUCACAUACCGCUUUAUUCUUUUCUUACUUACACACUGGUGGUCAUGACGAACAGAUCAAAGACGCGCUGGGAAACGACUACGCGCGUCCCCGCGACGUCGCGGGCGAGGCCCGCUACGCCUUCACCUCGCACCACGACUCCGCCUUCGACGUGUGCUUCGAGAACAUCAUCUCGGGCUCCCACCAACCGGGCAUGCCGCCCUACCGCAGCAUCGAGCUCGACAUCGACAUCGGCGCCGACGCCAAGGACUGGUCGGCCAUCCAGGCCGGGGAGAAGCUCAAGCCCGUGGAGGCGGAAUUGCGCAGGUUGUCGGACGUCACCAAGGAGAUUGUCGAUGAGAUGGAUUACUUGCGCACUCGGGAGAUGAAGUUGCGGGACACGAAUGAGAGUACGAAUGAGCGGGUCAAGUGGUUUGCGAUUGGGACCAUGGGGAUGCUGGUUGCCUUGGGAGUCUGGCAGGUGGUCUACUUGAGGGCGUACUUCAGGAGUAAGCAUUUGAUCUAG